Molecule: messenger RNA, 589 nt
Organism: Monomorium pharaonis (pharaoh ant)
Lineage: Eukaryota; Metazoa; Arthropoda; Insecta; Hymenoptera; Formicidae
Exons: 3
Coding region: 55-486 (143 amino acids)
Source: RefSeq, a predicted model, not a curated record
AAUGAAAUCUUGGUGGACGUACCUGAGGGACUGCUACUCAAAAGCUCGCAAAAAAUGAAAGGUUACGUACGCAGCGGAUCGUGUGCGGAAGCGGGGCAUCCGCAAAAAAGUACAUUUCGUUUCUAUUCAAGGAUGCAAUUUCUAGACGAUGCUGCACAAGAAACCUCUACAACGAGCUCUCUACCACGGAACAUAUGUCGUGACGAAGAUAAUACAAUGAGCCUGAACGAUUCGGAAUCCCAGGUACAUAAUGUGUCUUCUCCUAGAAAUUGUUCCACGCCAGACAUUCCUGAAAGGCCGGAAAAUUUGACCAUAAUUGCAGACCACGAGAAAAAAAGAAGGCAGGAUGACCCCGAUAUGCAGGCACUGCAUAAUAACAUAUUGCAGCAGUUACUUGGUGAAAAUGCACCAAAGAAGGAUGCAGUAGACAGUUUCUUGGAGCAGGUGGGAGAUAUCCUGCGAAUGAGUCCCAGAUGUGCACAGUAAUAAACGGACACAGCAAGCUGAGUGAAACGGACACAGUAACAAACGGACACAGUAAUAAACGGACACAGUAACAAAACGGACACAGUGCGAAACGGACACAGUA